AGGAAGGAAGAUGAAAUUAGAUCCGCAGCACAGGAAGAGGUGUACAUAGUGAAACUGAACAACAAAAAAAAAACAUUAAAAAAAAGACAAUGCAACGUUGCUGGAACCUUGUCUGCAAUUCAGUGAGAAGAAAAAAACCGGUUGCUUGCAACGUGAGUAAGCCUCAUCCUGACUUUGUCCUUGGACUGGAGGGCAUCCAAAAAGAGACUGGAAUCCAGCUUUUAUCAUAAAAACUCUCAGCCCUUGAUCAAGACAGGAUAUCCUGGUUCAAAACUGGGUUCUUCUAAACAAGGACACGGACUCAAAAAUUUAAGUGCUCAAAAUCCAGACCUUUGGCUCUCUGCAGUUGGAAGUUGGAUUUAAAAUGAAAGCUCCAAGAAAUCUGGAAGGAACCUGAAGAAAUAAUCAUGGAUAAAGGCUUUUCCGAUAAGACGUCCCAUGUCAUGCAUUAAGUAGAGGGUUGUGAAGGGCGAACGAGGUGGAAAUUGUCUGCUACAUGCCGUCAAUGCCCUAUUGCAGCUAAUGAUCCCAGCAGACCUCUGAUGGAUGAACCAAUGGUCCAAAGGCACAUUGAGGGUCUUCAGACCUGGUGUGGUGCUAACCCAGAACUCAUCCCUUUGGAGAAGUUGACCGAUCUCCUCCUUUUGGAAGGGCUGAGCGAUCUCCAGCAGAAGCAACACGAUUUUAUACAGAUGGAAACCACCAACGGCUUAAGGGACGUCUCCAAAAAGAUCCCUUUGGAGAAGCUCUUCCUGCCUCUCUCCAAGUUCAGCAGACCUCCAAGGAUCUCGGUGACGAUCGGUGUGGCGGGAAUCGGCAAGAGCACCUUGGUCAAAUUCUUUGUCCACGCUUGGGCAAAGGGAGAGAUCAGCAAAAAAUUUACGUUUGUUUUGCCCCUCACUUUUCGGGAGCUGAACGCUUAUGAAAAGCUCUCGGCUGAGAAGCUGGUCAGGCUGGCAGUCCCCCAUUUAACGGAUCAGAGCCUUCUUCCCGUGAUGAGCAGUGCCAGAACCCUUCUGAUUCUUGAUGGACUGGAUGAAUUCAAGACGCUUCUAGAUUUUUCCAGCACAGCGGUGUGCACAGACCUCCAGAAGGAAAUCCAAGUGGACAACCUAAUCACCAACAUCAUCCGAGGCAACCUGUUGCAAGAGACAUCCAUCUGGAUUACUUCCCGGCCAACAGCAACCAGCCAAAUCCCAGGCGGUCUUGUAGAUCGGAUGACCGAGGUACAAGGUUUUGGAGAUACGGAAAUCAAAAACUAUUUAGAUCACAUGUUCACUGAAAACCAAAGCUUAGCAGAGGGCGUGAUGCAACAACUCAAGACCAACAGAUCCUUGUAUGCCCUCUGCACCGUGCCGGCAUUUUGCUGCAUCUGUGGAUUCUCAAUGGGCCAUUUACUAAAGAGUGCUGAUCUCUCUCCUGAAACUUCAGCGGUUCCCAAGACUUUGUCGGGGAUCUAUUCCUAUUACUUUAAAAUAUUGCUGUGCAAUGAUUGGCAAGGGAAACAGAAGGAAGUCCUCCGGAUUGAACCUAUGGUGAACAACUGCAAGAAGAUGAUGAGCGGGCUGGGCCGGCUGGCAUUUUACGGCCUGAUCAAGAGAAAGUACAUGUUUUUUGAGCAGGACAUGAAAGCCUACGGAGUUGACCUCUCUUCCCUCCACUCCAGUUUGUCCAGUAGGAUCUUGCUUAAGGAAGAGACUCCAUUUUCUGUCAUCUACUAUUUCUCUCACCUAACAUUUCAGGAAUACCUAGCUGCUACCUAUUAUUAUUCUGUGGCAAAGCGUGCCCUAUUUGACCUCUUCGUUGAAAGUGGCAUGUCUUGGCCCAAGCUGGGCUUUGUCAACCAUGUAAAAAAUGCCAUCCAGAGAUCCUUACAAUCCGAGGAUGGACACUUGGACAUCUUUAUACGCUUCCUGGUUGGUCUCCUUUCCUCACCGGUAAACAAAGUCUUGUCCGAUUGGUUCCUGGUGAGGGAUGAACACCACGGCUACCGGAGUCAUGUGGUCGGCCUCUUCCAGAAUUUUCUGGGAGUGGACCAAAUUGUCUCCUGUAGGACUGUGAACCUCAUGCGGUGCUUACAUGAGCUUCAGCACACUGAGGUGGCUGCCAACGUUGAGGAGGCCUUGAAAACCGAGAACUUAGCUGGAAUGUUGACCCCAAUUAAUUGCUCCGCUUUGGCUUAUGUUCUACAGACAUCAGAGGCAUGUGUGGAAGAAGCCAAUCUCUCUAACUGUCUCACUUAUCACAUCUUGCAAAGUCUUCUCUCCCAGCUUCUUUACUGCCACAGUCUCAAGUUGGAUUGCAACCAACUGAAAGACAGUGCCAUGGACCUCCUUGGCAGUGUUCUGAGCAGAAAAGACUGCCAGAUUCAAAAACUCAGCUUGGCAGAAAACCAGAUUGGUACGAAAGGAGCGAAAGCUCUCGCUAAAUCCCUGAUGGUCAACAGGAGCCUUUUAGCUCUGGAUCUUCGGAGUAAUGCCAUUGGGCCCAACGGGGCAAAGGUGCUUGCUGACUCCUUGAAAAACAACCAGCACUUGCUUUCGCUAAACCUUCAAAGCAACCUGAUCAAGGACAAAGGGGCAGCUGGCCUGGCGGAGGUGCUUGUCAGCAACCAAACUCUGAUGACUCUGCACCUCCAGAAGAACGGAGUGGGACCGCAAGGUUCAAAGCAGCUGGCCGAAGCCCUGAAGAAGAACUGGGGCCUGAGGGACCUCAUUUUGUCGGGAAACUGUGUUGGUGACAUGGGUGCAGCAGCUUUGGCUGAAGGACUAAGGUUGAAUCACACCCUUCUAACCCUGGACCUCCAGAGCAAUUCCGUCAGCGACACCGGAGUGACAGCACUCACACGUGCUCUCUGCUGCAACCAAGGUCUCGCCAGCCUCAAUCUACGGGAAAACUCCAUAAGCCAAGAGGGAGCACAAGCCAUCGCCCACGCGCUGCGAGUUAACCGUACCCUGAAGGAUCUGGACUUGGCGGCCAACUUGCUCCAUGACGAAGGGAUCCACGCCAUUGCCCAAGCGUUGAAGGAGAACCAAGCCCUGAUUUCCCUACACUUGCAAUGGAAUUUCAUUCAGGCCAAAGCAGCCAAGGCCCUGAACCUGGCUUUACAAUGUAACAAGAGCCUGACCAUCUUGGAUUUACAAGAAAAUGCCAUCGGGGAUGAAGGAACGGUUGCUUUGGCCUCUGCUCUGCGGGUGAACUCAACGCUUGAGGCACUCUACCUGCAGGUGGCAGCAAUCGGGGCAAGUGGGGCCACAGCACUGGCAGAAGCCUUGGUGGUUAACAAGAGCCUUGCCGUGUUGGACCUUAGAGGAAACUCCAUUGGCUUGAGGGGAGCCAAGGCUAUGGCCCACUCCUUGAAAGUUAAUAGCACCCUCCGCAGGUUGAAUCUCCAGGAGAACUCCUUGGGCAUGGAUGGGGCGAUCUGCAUUGCCACAGCACUGACGGGAAGCCACAACCUCACCUACAUCAACUUACUGGGAAAUAAAAUUGGUGAAUCAGGAGCUAAGGUGAUUUCCGACGCCAUCCGAGCAAAUACCCCCAGCUGUGUGGUGGAGAUAUAAAGCACAGUUGGGACUAUGUUGGAAGAAGAGUGUGACGUUUCACUCUCCCCUGGAUGGAUGCCUUCCCUGUGCCCGGCCCAUUGACUGAGGACAUGGUGAAAGGAUGGGUGUCCUGAAGACCCAGGACAGACCUGAAGGGGAGAUGCAGCCAUGAAACUGCGAUCAAAGAGAAGCCCAACUCACUCUCCACCAAUCAUGACAUUCUUGAUUUUUGCUCCUGCGAGGAGGGUGCUCAGAUGAAGCAGCGUUACAAAACUGAUUUGAAAGAGGCCAAUAGGUUGAUUUUGGAAUAACGUUUCUUGAAUUUCUUAACUGGGGACAAAGAUACAAGAGCAAAGGAAAGGGAGAGGAGGCGAGGAGCAAUUUACUUGCAAAAUGCAAGAAUGUUAUGGUCAAAAUCAAAAGGAAAACAAAAAUGUUAUUUAUUGGCCUACAGUUGAGAACUGAGCUGAUCGGUACAGAACAAUACGUGUUGGCUUGAGCAAAAUGGUCUAUCAAACACUUCAAUGAAUCUGAAAAGAGAAGGACCAGGGAUUGCAUUAGAGUUGUAUAUGAUUCAUUUGGUGAAAAUAAACUCUAUUUUCCCUAGAGCUAUUUUUUCCUCAGGUGAGAGUUUCUCCUCAAUAGGCCAACUUGGAAUUGGCUCUACCAAUAGCUUCAAGGACAAAUGGGAGGGGCCAUCAGCCACUCCUUUUGGGGGAUUUUCUCCACUUUGCUCAAGUGACAAUUUUGUCUUGAUCUUUGA
Crotalus tigris (Tiger rattlesnake) is the source of this 4308-nucleotide messenger RNA. It is a transcript of the gene NLRC3, whose product is annotated as NLR family CARD domain containing 3. Gene Ontology annotation, molecular function: protein binding. Gene Ontology annotation, cellular component: cytosol. NCBI's taxonomy places the organism in Eukaryota, Metazoa, Chordata, Lepidosauria, Squamata, Viperidae. The record is from RefSeq and is a predicted model, not a curated record. The transcript has 18 exons. Bases 543 to 3563 code for a protein of 1006 amino acids. Gene Ontology annotation, biological process: negative regulation of canonical NF-kappaB signal transduction.